AUGGUAAUAAGACGUGCAAAAUAUGGGGAUUUAAGAAAUUACAUUCGUGAUUUUUUUCCAAAAUUAACUUGGGCCGAUAGAAUAGAGAUUCUUAUAAAUAUUUCGAAAGCCUUAAAACACAUUCACGAAAUGAACUUAAUCCAUAGGGAUUUUCAUUGUAAAAAUGUUUUGGUAGACGAAAACAGGAGUAUUUUAAUAUGUGACUUUGGACUUUGUACACCCGUUGAUCUAGAAAUAGCUUCAGAUAAAAAAAUUCAAGGAGUUUUACCUUACAUCGCUCCUGAAGUACUAAGGAAUAAGCCAUAUACAAAGAAAUCUGAAGUUUAUAGUUUAAGUAUGAUAAUGUGGGAAUUAACUUCAAAUGAACCUCCAUUUUCAGAUCAUCCUCAUGAUAAGUAUCUUGCAAUUCAAAUUGUAAAAGGACAAAGACCUGAUAUUAUUAAAGAAACACCAAAUUUUUAUGCUAAAUUUAUGGAACAAUGUUGGGAUCCUGAUCCAUCAAAAAGACCC
This is a messenger RNA of Rhizophagus irregularis DAOM 181602=DAOM 197198, 510 nucleotides long. RefSeq lists its product as uncharacterized. Gene Ontology annotation, cellular component: cytoplasm. Gene Ontology annotation, molecular function: ATP binding; protein kinase activity. Lineage: Eukaryota; Fungi; Glomeromycota; Glomeromycetes; Glomerales; Glomeraceae. Gene Ontology annotation, biological process: signal transduction; protein phosphorylation. The record is from RefSeq and is a predicted model, not a curated record.